UUUAUUCAUUUAAUUUUCUUUUGUUUUUUUCUUUUAUUUCUCUCCACUCAUUUCUUCUUUCUUUCAUCAGUAGUCUUCCACAUAUAUAUACAUGAUAUACUUGUAACUUGCAUCAUUGCUCACAUAAUCAAUGACAUCCCUUGGAGUGGAGAGCAAGUUUGUUAUCUUGGCUUACAUUAGAAGCUCAUCCUUGAGCCUAUACAUGUCUAUAAUCCUUGUAGUCCGAAAUAGAAAGAAAAGGAAGCAUCAAUGUAUAAGAUUAUAUUACUUUAUUUUACCUCUAUUUUUCUCUCUAUUUAUAUAUUCUAUUACACUGUCUAUAAUAUAUAAAAUUAUAAUACGUUAUCAGCACGAGUUCUAACUAUCUGAGACCUGAUCAAGAAGCUCUCUCUCCCUCUUUCUAUCUCAAUUAUAUAUCUCUCUUGUGAUAUUAGUUUUGAUAGAUUAUUGGGUUUGCUUGCUUUAUUGAAGAAAUAGUAUUUCUCACUUUAAAAGUUAUUCUGAAAAUGUCAAACUUGACAAAGCCGGAAUUCGUGGCCUUGGACAUUUUUGGCAAAAAUUAUUUAUCUUGGAUUCUGGACGCUCAGAUCCAUUUAGAUGCCAUGGGUCUUGGAAACACAAUUAAAGAAGAAAAUGAUGCAUCAUUACAAGAUAAAGCGAAGGCCAUGAUUUUCCUUCGUCGCCAUAUUAGCGAGGAGCUAAAAACGGAAUACGUCACUGAAAGAGAUCCAUUGAGUUUGUGGAAAAAUUUGAAAGAAAGAUAUGAUUAUCAAAAAACAAUUAUCCUUUUAAAAGCUCGGGAUGAUUGGCAGCAACUGCGGUUGCAAGAUUUUAAAACUGUGGCUGAAUACAACUCUGCCCUAUUUAAAAUCAGCUCUACAUUGAAAUUGUGUGGUGAUAUCAUCACUGAUGAACUUAUGUUGGAAAAAACAUUCACCACAUUUCACGCCUCGAAUGUAUCCUUACAACAACAAUAUCGAGAGCGUAAAUUUGAAAAAUAUUCAGAGCUGAUAUCAUGUUUACUUGCGGCCGAGCAAAAUAACGAGUUUUUGUUAAGAAACCACCAGUCCCGCCCAACUGGAUCGACACCGAUCCCUGAAAUAUAUGUUGCCUCCCGUGGACGUGGUAGACAUGAUCGUGGUGGUAGAAAUAGUUAUAAUAAUGAAUACAGGAGUGGUCAAAAUAACUACCACAAUAAUGAAUACGGUCGUGGUAAAAAUAACUACCAUAAUAAUGAAUAUGGUCGUGAUACAAAUUACUCUUAUUACCGUAGAGGAUAUCAAUCCUCAAACCUUCGCAAUCAGAGAUCCACACCAUAUCCCCAAAUGAGAGACUAUAAUGAAAUGAAACAAGUAAAAAGGAAGGAUAUGGCUCAACCUCUCAUGGCAUUUGAUAAUACUUGUUAUCGGUGUGGAAUGACAGGGCAUUGGCAAAGUAUUUGUCGUACGCCUAAGCAUAUUGUUGAACUUUACUAGGCCUCCAUGAAAGAAAAGGGGAAAUAGAAAGAAAAGAAUUUCAUUGAUCAUGAUGAGCCAGUAGACGUCACAAAUCUGAAUGUGUCAGAUUUUUUUGAGGACCGUGAUAGAAAGAUUGACCACUUGAUUGGUGAUGGAAAUGUCUACACGAAUUAAUCCUAUUUUCAUUUCAUGUUCUUUAUACUAUGUUAUCUUUAACAAGUUUUUAUUUUCCUUGUAUUAAAGUUUUUUUUUCUUUUAGUAUUCAAGUUUGUAUUAAAGUUUCUUUUGUUAUAACUGUUUGUUUUCUAAUAAAUAAAUUUGCAUGAAUACGAAUGGAUAUGACUGGUUCCAAAAUAAAUGAUGAAGAUAUAU
Cornus florida is the source of this 1829-nucleotide messenger RNA. RefSeq lists its product as uncharacterized. Gene Ontology annotation, molecular function: zinc ion binding; nucleic acid binding. NCBI's taxonomy places the organism in Eukaryota, Viridiplantae, Streptophyta, Magnoliopsida, Cornales, Cornaceae. The coding region runs from base 507 to 1475 and encodes 322 amino acids. The record is from RefSeq and is a predicted model, not a curated record. The transcript has 2 exons.